AUUGAUGCUCUUGGGGAGACUAGAACUUCAGAACCUCCUGCUCAGCCCAGGAGGCCCCACCCCUCAGCCAGGAGACCCUGGGUUUCUGAUGCUGCUAUGGGCUCCAGGCUCCUCUGCUGGGUGGCCCUUUCUCUGCUGGGAGCAGGCCCAGUGGACUCUGGAGUCAAGCAAACCCCAAAACAUCUGAUCAAAGCAAAAGGACAGCAAGUGACACUGAGAUGCUCCCCUCUCCCUGAACACCUCUCUGUGUACUGGUACCAGCAGACCCCAGGCCAGGGGCCUCAGUUUCUCUUUCAGUAUUACAGUGGGGAAGAGAGAGAAAAAGGGACGAACAUCCCCAGUCGAUUCUCAGCGCAGCAGUUCCCUGACUACAGCUCUGAACUCAACCUGAGCUCCUUGGCGCUGGGCGACUCGGCUCUGUUCCUCUGUGCCAGCAGCCGGGCACAGCCACCCAUGAGCAUCAGCCUUCAGUACAAAAUCAUUCCUGCCCGUUUCAGGAAGUGGCCAGGAGGGUGGAGCCUCAGCCAAGCGAGUUCAGGCCUGGGAAGCUGCCAACCUGUCCCAGACACCCAGUGUGGAGUGCAUUCAUCUGCUCUAGUGCCACAGCAGUGGUGCAGGGCAGUGCAUUCACCUGUUCCCAUCCCCAAGGGGAGGCAGCUUCCUGGUCUCAUGCAGUCAUUGGGUGAUGUCAGCUCCUCAACCCAGGUGUUCCCCCACCCCUCACUCUGCAACUGCCCCCUCCACUGGCUUCCCUCUCCCAGGUCCCCACUAGCAGGCUGGAAAGGAGUUUGA
Messenger RNA from Marmota monax (woodchuck), 792 nucleotides. RefSeq lists its product as uncharacterized. Gene Ontology annotation, cellular component: plasma membrane. Gene Ontology annotation, biological process: cell surface receptor signaling pathway. Lineage: Eukaryota; Metazoa; Chordata; Mammalia; Rodentia; Sciuridae. The record is from RefSeq and is a predicted model, not a curated record. The coding region runs from base 97 to 792 and encodes 231 amino acids. The transcript is spliced from 3 exons.